AUGGAUUACUUGAAGGAACACAAUGUACCGAAGUCAUAUCGUGACGUCAUUCUCAAAUGGAAUGGUUGGGGCUAUGCUGACUCCUAUUUCAAAUUAACCCCGUCUGGACAUAUUACUAUGACUGGAGAUAAAUAUGAUAUGUCCGGACAAGUGAUGCCGUAUCUCCGGCCAUGGUUCCAGGAGAACCUUGGUGUAGAUAUCGACUACAUAACACCAAGUCAAAAACUCACCGACAUCAAAAUCCCGCAACCAGUUGAAAAUGAUGAGAUUUACGAGGAACUGCAGAAAGCGAACAUCUCAUUCUCAAACGCACCACGAAUGCGACUUAUGCGAGCUCAUGGACAUACGGUGCAUGAUAUUGUCCAUCUUAGACAUGGAAAAUUCCCACGAAUACCGGAUAUUGUUGUAUGGCCACGGAGCGAACAAGAUGUGCUUAAGAUUAUUGAAAUUGCUAUGAGCACUAAUUGUGCGAUCAUUCCGAUUGGAGGCGGUACAUCGGUGUCGCAAGCAUUGGAAUGUCCAGACUACGAGAAGCGUCCGGUGCUUUCUUUGGAUAUGGCCUUGAUGGAUAGAAUCAUCUGGAUCGAUCGGGAGAAUCUGACAUGUAGAGCACAGGCCGGUAUCGUUGGCCAAUCGCUCGAGCGUCAGCUUAACGAUAAGGGCUACACUUGUGGACAUGAGCCAGACUCAAUCGAAUUCUCAACUCUAGGAGGUUGGGUAUCGACAAGAGCUAGUGGAAUGAAGAAGAAUAAAUAUGGUAACAUUGAGGAUCUCCUCGUGCAUGUUAAUUUUGCCACUGCGAAAGGAAUGAUUCAUAAGCAGUGUCAGGUUCCACGUAUCUCUAGCGGUCCCGAUCUUCAUCACGUAAUUUUAGGAUCUGAAGGAACAUUGGGAGUUGUUACCGAGGUCACAAUAAAAAUCUUCCCAUUACCAGAAGUGAAGCGUCAUGGUAGUCUUGUGUUUCCCGACUUUACACAUGGUGUGGAAUUUCUCAGAGAAGUUGCCAGACAGAGAAUCCAGCCAGCUUCUCUUAGACUCGUGGACAACGAACAAUUUAUCAUGGGACAAGCCUUAAAACUAGAAUCGAAGUCGUUUUGGGCUUCACUUAAAAGUUCAAUGAGUAAGAUGUACGUCACAAAAUGGAAAGGUUUUCAUGUCGAUGAGAUGUGUGCAGCAACUUGCGUGUUCGAAGGAACAGCUGAUGAGGUGAACAAUGACGAACGACGACUCUACGCACUCGCCGAGCGCUACAGAGGCGUUGUGGGAGGCGAAGAGAAUGGCAAAUACGGAUAUCGAUUAACUUUUGCGAUUGCUUAUUUGAGAGAUCUCGGUAUGGACUACGGUGUGCUAGGUGAAUCUUUCGAAACGUCCGUACCAUGGGAUAAGGUAUUGAAUCUAUGCCGUAACGUAAAAGAAUUGAUCAAACGGCAAGCUAAAACCUUGGGUGUGCAGUAUCCAGUGCUGUCGAGUUGUCGAGUAACUCAAAUCUAUGAUGCCGGUGCUUGCGUUUACUUCUACUUUGGAUUCAACGGUCGUGGUCUUGAUAACGCCUUGGAGGUGUAUGACAAAAUUGAAACGGCUGCACGUGACGAGAUCAUUGCAUGCGGCGGUAGCAUUUCUCACCAUCAUGGUGUUGGAAAACUUCGAAAACAAUGGAUGCUCACCUCACAAGGUGCCGUAGGUGUAUCAUUGCUGAAAGCGAUAAAGGCUGAACUCGACCCAGCCAAUAUAUUCGCAAACGCCAAUUUAAUCGAUAUGAUAGGAUCACCACAUAGUAAACUUUAG
Necator americanus (New World hookworm) is the source of this 1785-nucleotide messenger RNA. RefSeq lists its product as uncharacterized. The record is from RefSeq and is a predicted model, not a curated record. Lineage: Eukaryota; Metazoa; Nematoda; Chromadorea; Rhabditida; Ancylostomatidae. Bases 1 to 1785 code for a protein of 594 amino acids. Gene Ontology annotation, molecular function: alkylglycerone-phosphate synthase activity; FAD binding. Gene Ontology annotation, biological process: lipid biosynthetic process. The transcript has 17 exons. Gene Ontology annotation, cellular component: peroxisome.